Molecule: messenger RNA, 2470 nt
Organism: Exaiptasia diaphana
Lineage: Eukaryota; Metazoa; Cnidaria; Anthozoa; Actiniaria; Aiptasiidae
Product: coadhesin
Exons: 11
Coding region: 236-2104 (622 amino acids)
Source: RefSeq, a predicted model, not a curated record
UUUUUUAUGACAAUUCAAGAUCUUUUGCAGAGUUUUAAAAGUAAUGAGACUGCUUUAAUUCUAGACAUAACUUAUAGUUUUUUAACUUGUGGCAUUUUAUUUGACGUAAAUAAUAAAACACAAUAUGUCAUUGUUGAUAAUAACCGAUGAUCCAAGCGGGCACAGCACAAGAGGGGUCAAGUCCGCUACAUUCUAGUGGAAAAAUCAAAAAUACCGUGAUAGUUGAUCGUGUGGAAUGGCUGCCAUGRCAAGGGUUCUUGCCCUUUUGGCGUUUUGUAUUUUUAUCGGGAGUUCUUUAGGAAGAAGUUAUCUCCGAAAUGAUAACCGAAUUUUUAAGAGACAAGCAAAGGGAGGUCUGUGUGAAAAACCUGUCGAUUUGCUGUUCGUUCUUGAUAGCUCMGAAAGCGUUGGGGCUUUAAAUUGGGAUAAAAUAAUCAACUUUACAAGAAAGGUCGCGUCGAAAUUCGAUGUGAAGUACACGCGUUUCGGAGUGGUGCAGUAUCAUUCAACGCCAGAAGUACCAAUCAUGUUGUCAUCGUUUAAAGACAAUGUAACACUAGAUGAYGCGAUUAGUAACAUUUACUUCAAGCCUGGAGCAACAAGAACUGAUUUAGCGAUCUCCAAAGCAAUAGAUGUCUUCAAGAAGGCUUCCUGUCGCCAAGCAAGUCGAGUAGCAAUAUUCAUUAUCGGUGCAAGAUCCACGGAUCUUUAUGUCUCCAAAGGAAARAGCAUCAAUGCAACUGACUUGCUCAGAGGACCAUCCGAGGUCCUGCAAUCUCAGCACGUGUCUGUAUUCACAGUAGCAGUUUCAGAGGGUUUGCCAGAUACGGAGAAGCUUGCCUAUAAGGAUGAACUUAAUAUCAUUGCAAGUGUCCCACCCAUAGACCACAUAUUUGAAAGUGCUACGUUCGACGAGCUGUUGAGCACUCAAGUCGACUCGGUUGCACAAAAAACCUGCCUUGUUAACGGAGGCAUGAGCGAGUGGUCUCAUUGGUCAACGUGUAGUGUAACGUGUGGGCUUGGUACUCGUGUACGCAUGCGCACKUGCAACAACCCAAAACCACAAAAUGGUGGAUUACCCUGCACAGAAAACACUGUGGAGUCAGGAGAGUGUAAUUUGCGRCCCUGUCCAGGAAUCCCACCACCUGUCCAACCAACUGUUGUAUCGUCUGCUGGUAACAACUCCAUGGUUACUUCUCCAAUUCCUCAAACCAACGAAACCUCAUCAUUGGCCCCAUCAAACGCGUCCACACCUCAACCAACGUCGUCAAAUACCAUAACUCCAUCCAAUUCGCAACAACCAAUUUUACCAUCGGUUACUGCACCAAAUACCUGUAAUCCAUCCAUCGCUGUAUUCAUUCCAAAUUAUAAUCUAACAGACUUAGAAAAUGCAGGACCAAAUCCUGGACAAGGAGGAUCUCCAUGGCCACCGUCACCACCCCAAUGUAAACCCCACCAGACUGUAACCCAUGGUUACCCUGAUUAUUACAAGUGUGGAAAUGGAUUUGAAAUGAUCACGUUAGCCCCUCACCAACUCACCGCGUCAUCAACCUACUCUAAGGACAGCGGUAAUUCACUUAUUAAAGCCAGGCAUGCGCCAUAUAACGCUUUGUUGAACAACACCCAAAACGCAGGUGCGUGGUGUGCCGAGCAUCAGUUUGCAGUCACUCAAGACAGCACACAAUUCUUGACAUUAGAUCUCGGUGAAGCUCAGCUUCUUGGUAAAAUUGCUACUCAAGGAAUGGCUCACUGGGACAACUGGGUGACCACUUUUGAUCUGAAGUWYAGCAGCGAUAACAUUCAUUGGAUGAAAUAUGAAAGGACACUCCAAGGAAACUGCGAUCGUCAYUCUAUUACUGAGAAUAUCCUUAACCCACCAAUAUGUGCGCGAUUCAUCAAAGUCAACCCUCUCACGUGGUACACGGCUUUUGAGCCAGAAAAGCAUGAUAUAUGCAUGCGUGUUGGGAUUUUCAAGUGUCGGGAUAUUAAUCAGGUUCCAGUCUCUAGAUGUCGAAUAAAUUCACAACAUGGUCACGAUAAAAAGCAUAACGAGACACGAGCACGAUCUUUAGUAAAUCAAGGUACAAUCGUAGUCAGCAACUAGAGAAUUCAAUACCAGUACCUCGCAACCAUCGUCUACUCACGAAGAGUACUUUGUGACCUAGCCUUCAYAAUGUAAUUAAUGUAAUCUAAUAACUGCGUUUGUAAAAAUAUUAUUUGGGAUUCCUGUGUCACCAUCUACUUGCACAAAAKAGAACUGGUACCUGAUAAGUCUUCUCAUUCUCUCUCGGUACGAUAACACAGGAAGCCCAAAAGRCAUACGAGGAAGCUAACCAUUGAUGUUUAUAUUAUUUUCAUUCCCUUAAAAUUUACUCUUUUUACUUUCCAAUACCUUUUUUAAGAUCCAGUUUACASUUACUUCUCGUCCAGAUUAUACUGUGUUCGCAUGGGACGUCAAUCUCUUUUGCGC